AUGGCUCCUCGUCAGAAGAAACCUAACAAGUCCGAUGAUGAUGAUGGUGAUUUGCAUAGGAAGAAACAGAGCUUUUUCAAACAGAGAUUUCCAGGCUUUAAGAAGAAAGCCUCAGAGCUCUCUGUUCUCUGCGGCAACUCUGUCGGUUUCAUCUGUUACGGUCCCGACAACGAUCUCCAUGUUUGGCCUCAGUCUCAAGAUCAUAACCCACAAGCCCUACAUGAGAUCGUGGCCAAGUUCAAUGCCUUGAGUGAUGAGAGGAGGAAGAAUCAUGCAUGUGAUCUCAAUGACUUCCCUCAUCAUCUCAAGGGUUUGUCUCGUGAGGAGUUAAGGAAGCAUCUCCUUCACCUUGACUCUCAAUUACUUGGAGUCAGGGAACAAAAGAUAGAAAUUCUUAAGAAGACGCUCACGGGUUCUUCCGAAAAAGAUGGUGCAAGGGUUUCAGAGAACUCGGCCAUCUCCGAUCACAAGUUGAAGAUAGAGCCUAAUUUGACGGAUAUAUUGUCAGAAGAUCAUCUAAUUAGGGUUUCAGAUAAGAAGCUGGGUUCGUGUGAUGUAUUUGACGAGUUGGCUUACGUGGUCCGCGGGUCAAGGAAUUUGAACGAGAAUGUUUCCAAUUACGAAUCAAAAGAUGCAGCUUACACGGGAAUGGAUCAUCUUGGCACUUUCGGCGGUAAUUAUCUUCAGGAGGCGGCGGCAGAACUUUACCAAACUUACAAUCUAGGGAAUUUUUGUGAUGAUCAUGUUUGGGAUCUGGAGUUUGCCUCAAGACUACCACCACUUCAUACAUUUAGCGAUCCUCUCAUGACCACCAAUACUUGCCAAACGAUGAGCUCCGAUAUGAUUUCAAUUUGAUAACUUGAUGACUACGUUAGUGAAAUCAUGUUUCUUUCACCUUUUCUCGGUGAUUGAUCAUUUUUUAGUAUCUCUUAACUUGUAUGUUUGCUCCAACACAA
Arabidopsis thaliana (thale cress) is the source of this 956-nucleotide messenger RNA. RefSeq names its product AGAMOUS-like 49 (gene AGL49). Gene Ontology annotation, cellular component: nucleus. The record is from RefSeq and is marked reviewed. Gene Ontology annotation, biological process: positive regulation of transcription by RNA polymerase II. Lineage: Eukaryota; Viridiplantae; Streptophyta; Magnoliopsida; Brassicales; Brassicaceae. The transcript has a single exon. Gene Ontology annotation, molecular function: DNA binding; DNA-binding transcription factor activity, RNA polymerase II-specific; protein dimerization activity. The coding region runs from base 1 to 855 and encodes 284 amino acids.